This is a messenger RNA of Perognathus longimembris pacificus (Pacific pocket mouse), 1193 nucleotides long. RefSeq names its product RNA polymerase III subunit GL (gene Polr3gl). The transcript is spliced from 8 exons. The record is from RefSeq and is a predicted model, not a curated record. Gene Ontology annotation, cellular component: RNA polymerase III complex. Gene Ontology annotation, biological process: transcription by RNA polymerase III. The coding region runs from base 126 to 782 and encodes 218 amino acids. Lineage: Eukaryota; Metazoa; Chordata; Mammalia; Rodentia; Heteromyidae.
AAACGCCCGCGGCUGGAGGAAGAGGAGCAAAUCUCAAGUUGGCCCCUGCCUGGGCCCGGUGUGGGGCGAGGACGUCACCAGGUUUUUCUCACUGGAUCUCUGAAUAUCCAGCCUCCCCCCCCAUCAUGGCCAGCCGGGGUGGGGGCCGGGGUCGUGGCCGAGGCCAGUUGACUUUCAACAUGGAGGCUGUGGGCAUUGGGAAAGGGGAUGCUCUGCCCCCACCCACUCUCCAGCCUUCGCCACUCUUUCCACCCUUGGAAUUCCGCCCAGUGCCUCUGCCCUCAGGAGAGGAGGGGGAAUAUGUCCUGGCAUUGAAGCAGGAGCUGCGUGGAGCCAUGCGGCAGCUCCCCUACUUCAUACGGCCAGCUGUCCCCAAGAGAGAUGUGGAGCGUUACUCAGACAAAUAUCAGAUGUCAGGACCAAUUGACAAUGCCCUUGACUGGAGCCCGGAUUGGCGGCGUCUACCACGGGAGCUAAAGAUUCGAGUGCGAAAGCUACAGAAAGAGCGCACCACCAUUCUACUCCCCAAGAGGCCCCCGAAGACUGUGGCAGACAAGGAAGAAACAAUACAGAAACUAGAAACCCUGGAGAAGAAAGAGGAAGAAGUGACCUCAGAGGAAGAUGAGGAGAAAGAAGAAGAAGAAGAAAAGGAGGAAGAAGAGGAAGAGGAGUAUGAUGAAGAAGAACAUGAAGAGGAAACUGACUACAUCAUGUCAUAUUUUGAUAAUGGAGAGGACUUCGGGGGUGACAGUGAUGACAAUAUGGAUGAGGCCAUAUACUGAAGAAAGGCCCCUAGCAAUAUCUCAGGCUCUUAGAUCACUCUUGAUGUGGGAUAUAGAGAUUGUCCCUACAAUUUAGUUUAAUGGACAAUGAAAAACAAAAACAAGAAAUUGUUUGGUCCCUGAAACUGAAGCUAGGAAUAGAGAAUUGUGGCAGAUAGCUUUCUUUCCUACCUGCCUGCUCCCCCCAUCUUUAUAUAGCUUCUGAUAUCUUGCAGAAAGGGGAAAAGACUAAUGUCUUUAAAAUAAAAUAGAAGAAAGGAGAAAGAGUAAUGGGCUAUUGAAGCUGAGACCACCAUGUACAUAUGUAUAUCCCUACCCAGGUUUUACAGGUCACUGUGAAUUUAAUUGGGGGUGAAAGCACUUAGGAUGAGUAUGUUUCACAUUUUUUAAUAAAGUGUUUUUUUAUCUGUC